This is a messenger RNA of Otolemur garnettii (small-eared galago), 3471 nucleotides long. It is a transcript of the gene MTG2, whose product is annotated as mitochondrial ribosome associated GTPase 2. Gene Ontology annotation, molecular function: magnesium ion binding; GTP binding; GTPase activity. Lineage: Eukaryota; Metazoa; Chordata; Mammalia; Primates; Galagidae. Bases 411 to 1631 code for a protein of 406 amino acids. Gene Ontology annotation, cellular component: mitochondrion. The transcript has 10 exons. The record is from RefSeq and is a predicted model, not a curated record.
CCCGGAAGUGAAGUGAUUCUCGGAGCCGGUGGUGUGCCACCGGCAGAAGCCUGGUGUCCAGAGUGUCGGGGAUGGAUGGCGUGACUGUCCACCAGGCUUAGCUGUGAUGAGCUUGUGGUGACAGUCCCUGGGGUGGGACAACCUGUUUUUACUCUCUGCCCCUCGCCUCCCCACAUGAUAGCUCCAUGACCUUGGGUUUCGGUAUGAUGGCCUUGUAAGAUGAGUUGGACGGUGGCCUUUCUUCCUCCGUUUUCUCAGAAAAUUGUCUCCUCAAGAUCCAGGCUUCCCUCUGCUAUCAAAUUCCUUCCUAUUCACGGCACGGCAGAUUUAUUAGUGACAGAUUCUCUUAGUUUUCCACCAUCCGAGAUUGUCUUCACUUCACCUUCCUGAAGGAUAUUUUCACAGGGGCCAUGAUACUUUCAAGGCUCUUCUCAGCAAGAUCUCAGACCCUGUUCGAGGGUGUGGGGCAUCGGCUCCCAUCCAUGCUGGCUGACCUUGAGCCCCAGCAGCGUCUCGAGCAGUGGGCUUCUCCCAGACUGCUGUCAGCGAGCUGUGCAGCCCACACCAGGCAUCAGGAGCCCCCCAGAAAGAAGCCGCUCUCUGAGAAGAAGCUGAAAAGACACUUUGUGGACCACAGGAGAGUGCUUGUGUGCGCAGGAAAUGGCGGUGCUGGGGCCAGCUGCUUCCACAGUGAGCCCCGAAAGGAGUUUGGAGGCCCAGACGGCGGGGACGGAGGCAAUGGUGGCCAUGUCAUCCUGAGAGUUGACCAACAAGUCAAGUCUCUGUCAUCAGUCCUGUCCCAGUAUGAGGGUUUCCAUGGAGAAGACGGAGGCAGGAAAAACUGCUUUGGGAGGAAUGGCGCCAACCUCUACAUCCGGGUCCCUCUGGGCACUCUGGUGAAGGAGAAAGACAAAGUUGUGGCAGACCUGUCUCACCCAGGUGAUGAGUACAUUGCCGCGCUGGGGGGUGCGGGUGGAAAAGGCAACCGGUUUUUCCUGGCCAACGACAACCGUGCCCCUGUGACUUGUACCCCUGGACAGCUGGGUCAGGAGCGAGUUCUCUACCUGGAGCUCAAAACAGUGGCCCACGCUGGGAUGGUUGGAUUCCCCAACGCUGGGAAGUCCUCGCUCCUCCGAGCCAUUUCAAAUGCAAGACCUGCCGUGGCUUCUUACCCAUUUACCACCUUAAAUCCUCAUGUGGGGAUUGUCCACUACGAAGGCUACCAGCAAAUAGCAGUGGCAGACAUCCCUGGCAUCGUACGUGGUGCCCACCAGAACCGGGGCCUGGGGCUUGCCUUCCUCAGGCACAUCGAGCGCUGCCGGUUCCUGCUGUUUGUGGUGGAUCUUUCCCUGCCAGACCCGUGGACGCAGGUCACAGAUUUAAAAUACGAACUGGAGAAGUAUGAAGAAGGCCUGUCCAAGAGACCCCACGUAGUCGUUGCAAAUAAGAUCGAUCUCCCUGAGGCCCGUGCCAGCCUGCCCCUGCUGAAGGCACACCUGGGACAGGAGGUUGUCGCACUGUCAGCAGUGACGGGGGAGAACCUGGAGCAGCUGCUACUGCAGCUGAAGGUGCUGCAUGAUGCCGACACGGAGGCUGCACUGGGGCAGGGCCACCAGCCUCUAAGGUGGUAGCAAGGCGCUGGUGUCAGCACCCCCAAGGAUUGGGGCUGGCAUGGGGGGGUGUCCACAGAGGGGCCUCCAAGCCACACGUGAGCAACCCUGAAUGUAAAGUGCCAAUGGCUUUGAGUGUAUAAGAGAAAAUGCUUUGUACAUACUUGAGAAUGUCAGUGCUUCUGGCUCCCGUGUCAGCUUGGGGCUCCCUUCUUGGCGCCCCCCACCCCCUGGCCUGGGAUUCCCUGGGGUGGUGGAAUGUUCCAUGCUCCGGACUCCCAGCCCGCCAUACCUGUGAUCUGCACAUCUGUCAACUUGCUGACUGAUUUGCUGAGGUUGACUCAUUUUUGCAAAUUAAUGCCCAUUAGGGGACAGCACUACUACUGAUUGCACCACAGGCUCUGUGCCUGUGGGGACUCUGCAUUGGGCCCACAACGAGGGCACAGCCAGAGCCUGGGCCAGGGCGCAGGCCCAAGUUUCUCAGUGCCAUGCCCCUGACGUUUUUUAGACUGGUGUGGAGGUAAACCCCGUUCCAUAGCCAGCUGGGGCUGCCCAGCUACCUGACAACCCUGCUGAGCUGCAAGGCCUGGGCGUCAGUCCAGGGGCGCUCACACUGCAGGGCCCAGAGGACAAGAAGUGUCUCCACGGCCACGCUGCUUUGCCCAGAUGUCGGCGUCUGAGGAGAAAGGAAGGGCUGGCUCCUUCCUGUUCUCAGAACACUGCGCCUCAGGAGGCGAAUGCCAAGAGAUCCUGCUGGCUUCAUGACUGAACGUGCCAGUAUCUGUCUGGUGCUGCGCAGGCUCUGGCUCAGCUUCGGUGGAGAGCAAGUUGGGCACUGGAAGGCGCAGGUGUGGUGAGACCAUGGCUGCAACUCCACUUGGCUGCCUUUGGAAUUUGAAGCGAUCCCUUGUCCUGGGCCAGGUAGUUGCCAGGCCUUGCCUGGUCUUGUGGAAAGGGAGUCCAGCCUCCUUCCCCAGGUUGGAUGGCAGCUAAGGGCAUCUUGUGUUUGCCCUGUGGCUGCCACACUCCAGAAAGCAGCCUCCUUCCCGUGUGUGGUGAAGUCCGUGUGUUGGGUUUUGACUGCACUGGAGCCACGUCCAUGCCCAGGCACCUUCCCAGCCAGGGUGAGGCUGGGCUGGCAGCUGGUAGCCCCACGUGUCCUUGGGGGCCUUCAGCCUUUUGGGGAUACACUGCCACCAGGUGACAUGGGGGUCCCAGGCUGCUCUGUGCCUUAGAGUGGGCAUGCCUAAAUAAUAAGCCAAGCCUGGGCUUUCAGGAGCAAUUCGUUUUGAUCUCACAUCAAAUCUGCAACUAGAGCAGGAGAGUCCUUUUACCAGAAGCUUUAUUUUAAUGUCUUAUAAUUUCAAAGGUCUUUGUGUUCUAGAGCCCAGAGAUGGUUUUGCAUCUAUUUUCUUUCUCUUUCAGGCCACCACAAAGGAUUCCAUAGAGUCAAACCAGGCCUGAGAGCGUUAAUUAUCUGUGGCUUUCAUCUUUUGUGCUGGGUACUGACCUGGCUCUCUGGGGGGGGGGGGUUACUGAAGAUGCCUCCAGCCCCAACCCCCAUCACAAAGACGCACCCUGGCCUCUGUCGGUUAUAGCCCUUGCUCUGGCCCUGCCUCAUCAGAUUGUGUUCUAGGGACCUGCCAGCUGUCCUCUGCUGAACUGUCACUCCCACUGGGGUGUCACAGUCACCAAGGUUGCCCAGAACUUCGCUAUCCUUACCACACAGAAAGUAUUUACCAUUGUGCUUUGAAAGUUGGUUGUUUUUCUCUCUAUCAUUCUUCCCAUUUAGGAUGGUAAAGCUAGGCUUAUUUCCCUAUGAAGUUUUCUGGUUCCCAUCAUUUUGUUUUAGAAAGAAAUU